AUGGCCUUACCAAUCACCCAGGACCUUCUACGCCUCCAUUGGAUUGAGGGCCAGGUUUAUGAGAGGGUGAAGCUCAUGAACAGGGAGUCUGUCGAGGCCAGGAAAGUCGUUGCCCUGUGGAUGUGGCUCGAAUCGAUGGGGUUCCCCAACAUGGUCCGACGAGCGAAGAACGCCCCCGCCGACGUCUUCCAACGUCUAUUACUCGAGGCGGAGGCGAUCCUAGACUCCCUUCAUCAAGGGAACCCAAAAACCUCGCAAAAUGCAACCGCCAUCUUCCUAACGGCGUACGGCGCAAGGGAUCCCAUCACUCUCCAGUUCUUUUACGCCAAUCGUGAUCUUGGGAUAAGGAGCAUCGUAGCUAUCCUUGACAGCGUGGGUAGGAUCAUCUUUAACGAUGAGCUCGUCAAGGCGUCGAGAGAGAGCGAUGCAGGGCGUCAGCUGGAGCCGAGCUUGGCAGAGGCCUUACAGGCUCCUUACAUUCACAUGAUGGAGCCGACACAUGAGGACUAUCGCUCGAUGCUGGUCACCUUUCACCCGGGAAGCAAUGUUACACCCGAAAUAAUUAUAAACUACUUCGUUGGGUACUGCAACCCUAAUCCUCAGCUGGAUAAUCUUGAAGGAGACUACGUCUUUUUGUUAUACCCUUGAUCUUGUAUUUUAACCGUUGAACGUUUUCGUGUCUCAUUGUGAUCUGCAGGAGGUGGGGGGUCAGUGUGGAGAGGGUGGAUCUUGACUUGGACCCCAAGCUUGGGCAGUGGGAGGGCCCGAUGCCAACCUAUGGCCGAGUUGUCUUCACAAGCCCCUCCUUUCUCCCCUUGCUAUUGAAUGGUGGCCACUAUGCAGAGUUUAAUAUAGACGGGCUGUUCAUGUGGGGGCGGAGGAACAUAAACUGGUUCAUUAACGCCACUGACUAG
This is a messenger RNA of Spirodela intermedia, 914 nucleotides long. NCBI's taxonomy places the organism in Eukaryota, Viridiplantae, Streptophyta, Magnoliopsida, Alismatales, Araceae. The record is from the annotation of a GenBank genome assembly.